AUGGAUAUAAAUCGAGUUUGCAUUUGUUUAAAAAAGGCAGACUUAGAGUAUGCAUAUGGCUGGAAUCGCUAUACCAUGACGUUCAUGGGAAUCUGGCCGGAGGACAGAAGUUUCAGUCAAGUUUCGAGCUAUAGAGUAUUAGCUCCUGUUGUGUCGAUGUUCUUCUUCAUAUGCGUGCCUCAGUCGAUCAAUUUGAUUUUUAUCUGGGGUGAUCUUGAUCUGAUGUUAGAAAACUUGUCCAUGGGAAACAUAACAAUCACAAUCUCAUUAUUAAAGACCAUUGUAUUUUGGUCGAAAGGUGGACCCCUGAGGUUACUCAUGACAAGUAUGGUGAGAGAUUGGAACACGAUUGCAAAUAAACAAGACCGCGGCACAAUGUUGGAUAUCGCAGGCAUCAGCAGGAACCUAUCCAUAAAGAGCGUCAUGUUGGUGCAAAUAGUGGUGAUAUUAUACAUCGCGUUACGAUUUCUCAUGAUUCGGUAUAGCGGUCGGCAAUUGUUCUUUACCGCGUACUUCCCUUACAAUUGGACCAGUAGCCCUUUCUACGAAUUGACCUUCAUGGGACAAUUAGUGGGCACUUUUUAUGCGGCAAACACUUACACUGCAGUAGACACUUUCAUCGCCAUGCUGGUGCUUUACACGUGCGGUCAAUUGUCAAAUCUGCGUCGCGAAUUGAGGGAUUUGCAGGCUACUACGAAAACGGAAUUUCAAGGGAAAUUAAGGAAUAUCGUGAGGAAGCACGAAUAUCUAAACAGGUUUGCAGAAACGAUCGAAAACUCUUUCAAUAUGAUGUUGCUCCUACAAAUGUUGGGAUGCUCACUGCAAAUGUGCGUCCAGUGUCUGCAGGCGUUGAUGUCAAUAAUCGGUGGAACAGACGAAAUCUUCAUCUUUCAACUCAUCUUUCUGACGGUUUACGUGACCUAUGUAUUGCUGCAGUUAUAUAUGUACUGUUACAUCGGCGAACGGUUACUUCUUGAGAGUACGGAAUUAAUACAUGCAACAUAUAGCUGUUGUUGGUACAAUUUGACGGCGUACGAAGCGAAAUCGUUAAUAAUCAUCAUGUGUCGAGCUCGGUCGCCAUUACGUAUCAGCGCCGGCGGAUUCUGUUCCUUCAACCGAGAACUUUUUAGUGAGAUCCUGAAGAGAUCUGUGGCUUAUAUGUCAUGUAUCUACGCAGUGAAAUGAACAGCUAUGGAGUGAAAAUAAGAGCGAGUUCGGUUAUAAUAAGUACGAUGUCUGUAUUGAUUAUUAUUACAUAAGUACGAUGUCUAUAUUGAUUAUGCGAUAAGAUCAUCAAUUUGAUUGAUUGUUAUAGAGUCAAAAUAUAUUUUCGAAACAUUUGAA
This is a messenger RNA of Dinoponera quadriceps, 1344 nucleotides long. RefSeq names its product odorant receptor 13a-like. The coding region runs from base 1 to 1185 and encodes 394 amino acids. Gene Ontology annotation, cellular component: plasma membrane. Gene Ontology annotation, biological process: detection of chemical stimulus involved in sensory perception of smell; sensory perception of smell. The record is from RefSeq and is a predicted model, not a curated record. The transcript is spliced from 7 exons. Gene Ontology annotation, molecular function: olfactory receptor activity; odorant binding. Lineage: Eukaryota; Metazoa; Arthropoda; Insecta; Hymenoptera; Formicidae.